Messenger RNA from Cylicocyclus nassatus, 5889 nucleotides. The record is from the annotation of a GenBank genome assembly. NCBI's taxonomy places the organism in Eukaryota, Metazoa, Nematoda, Chromadorea, Rhabditida, Strongylidae.
AUGAGAACAGAACUUGAUGCAAAAGCAGAAGAGAGGCUCAGAUAUGCAGAAGGAGAAUUUCCGGAGAAAGAAUUUGCAGGACAAUCUCCCGACACAGAGCGCCGAGCAGCAUUUGAACCCAGCGCCCCCACCUUGGAAUCUCUCGAGGAAGGCCGAACAAGUCCAUUGUUCGGUGAUAAAUUAGCUGGUUUCGCUACCAAAGCCGCAAAGAUUGCAGGAGGAGCUGUUGUAGCCCCAGUAGCUUUGGCGGCAAUGGGCGCUUCUGCCGCAUACGAAGCUUUGACAAAGGAUGAUGAACAAAAGCAUGAAGACCUGUAUAAGGAGCAUGAACAACAAGCAGAAAGAGAGUCGCCAAAGCCGAAACCACUUGGCACUGAAGAAAUUUCAGCCGACAUGUUCCCAGCCGUGCCUGAAACUGAUCUUACGAAAUCAGCUUACGAGGAAAAGCCUAAACCAGAAGAAGGGAUUAAGGACCAUGUAUCACCAAUUACGGAGCACGAAUCUCCGAAAGCCGCCGAAUCUCCCAUCAGCACGGUUUCACGCAUUGGAGAAGAGCCCAUGAGAACAGAACUUGAUGCAAAAGCAGAAGAGAGGCUCAGAUAUGCAGAAGGAGAAUUUCCGGAGAAAGAAUUUGCAGGACAAUCUCCCGACACAGAGCGCCGAGCAGCAUUUGAACCCAGCGCCCCCACCUUGGAAUCUCUCGAGGAAGGCCGAACAAGUCCAUUGUUCGGUGAUAAAUUAGCUGGUUUCGCUACCAAAGCCGCAAAGAUUGCAGGAGGAGCUGUUGUAGCCCCAGUAGCUUUGGCGGCAAUGGGCGCUUCUGCCGCAUACGAAGCUUUGACAAAGGAUGAUGAACAAAAGCAUGAAGACCUGUAUAAGGAGCAUGAACAACAAGCAGAAAGAGAGUCGCCAAAGCCGAAACCACUUGGCACUGAAGAAAUUUCAGCCGACAUGUUCCCAGCCGUGCCUGAAACUGAUCUUACGAAAUCAGCUUACGAGGAAAAGCCUAAACCAGAAGAAGGGAUUAAGGACCAUGUAUCACCAAUUACGGAGCACGAAUCUCCGAAAGCCGCCGAAUCUCCCAUCAGCACGGUUUCACGCAUUGGAGAAGAGCCGAUGAGAACAGAACUUGAUGCAAAAGCAGAAGAGAGGCUCAGAUAUGCAGAAGGAGUAUUUCCGGAGAAAGAAUUUGCAGGACAAUCUCCCGACACAGAGCGCCGAGCAGCAUUUGAACCCAGCGCACCCACCUUGGAAUCUCCCGAGGAAGGCCGAACAAGUCCAUCGUUCGGUGAUAAAUUAGCUGGUUUCGCUACCAAAGCCGCAAAGAUUGCAGGAGGAGCUGUUGUAGCCCCAGUAGCUUUGGCGGCAAUGGGCGCUUCUGCCGCAUACGAAGCUUUGACAAAGGAAGAUGAACAAAAGCAUGAAGAUCUGCCCUGGGAACAUGAGCAACAUGCAGAAAGAGAGUCGCAAAAGCCAUCACCUGUUGGCGUAGAAAAAAUUUCUGACGACAUGUUCCCAACGGUGCCCGAAUCUGAUCUGGCCAUUGCAGCUUACGAGGAGAAAACUGUAACAGAAGAGAUCAAGGAUCGCGUGUCACCAACUAUGGAGCACGCUACAAAAGCCAAGAGCGAGUCUCCAAAAACAAAGCUCGAAUCCAUUAAACCUGCGGAAUCUUCUGUCAGUAUGGUUUCACGCGAAGAGGCCUGCGGAGAAAACCUCUCAGUGACGGAACCAGAGAAAAAAGUACCUCUUUUCGAACAAGAAGGAAAAUCACUUCCUUUCCCUACGAGUAAGAUUGCCGCCGUGGCAGAUAUUGACGAUAAGAGUCACCUCAAAUCUGUAUCAGGAGCCUAUGAUGUAGAUUUAGAACAAGAAAUUUGCAAGGACAAAGGCAAGGGAGCACAGCCGCAUGUCAUUGAGUCAAAAGACUACGAUAUCGAAGAAGAUGGGAAGCCGCUCUCCUCACCAAAAAAGGUGGAGCGAUCACCUUCCUUCACCGGCGAGCCCGGAACCCCCGGUGAAAGUGUUCUUACCGCUCCAGACAUCUAUCGAAACUUGGAAGACGAUUACCAGAAACUACCACAGGGCAAAAGUGAGGAAGCUGAACAACAUGUUAUCGAAUCGGAAGAAUUCAUCAAGGACGAGGAAAGAUCGCUCUCUUCUCCCACAAAAAUGGAAGAGCCCUCUUCCGUUAUGGUUCCUCAGUUUGAGGGACAUAAAGAGGAUUUGACUACCACCAGAGAUUCUCAAAUUACCUUGACGGGAGAGCAUGGUGUUUACGCCCCACAAGAUGGAGAAGAUGAUUCCCAUGUCAUCGAAUCGGAAGACUUUGUUAAGCAAAAAGAGCGGUCGCUUUCACCCACAAAAGUAGGACUGCCUGAUCUCUACUCUCCAGAGAGUCAAAUCGAGGAUAUGGCCACCACCACGGACUCCCAGCUGGGCUUGACAGGAGAGCAUGGCGUUUACGCUCCACAAAGAAUGGACUCACAUGUCAUCGAAUCGGAAGACUUUGUUGAGCAGAAAGAAAGGUCACUCUCACCUACGAGAGUGGGACUGCUUUCUGUCACUGGAAUCCAACAUCCAGAAAGUCACGUAGAGGAUAUCACUACCACUCGAGAUUCCUCUCUAACAUUAACAGGGAAUCACGCAGUUUAUGCUCCACAAGCUGGAGAGUCUGAACCGCAUGUUAUUGUAUUAGAAAAGGAAAUGCCACUCUCAUCACCCACAAGAACAAAACCACAAGGUAGUGAAAUCGAUGAACAGACAAAAAUGAAAGAACCACCAAGUAAGCUGGAUGGGUCCGAUAGACUGACACAUGUCGUCGAUUCAGCAGACUAUGAUUUGGUGCAGGAAGAGCGACACUUUUCCAGUGACAUCGCCACGGAUGCCGAGCAUCCCGACCACCAUUCGCCCACACAGCCAUCUCUUCAUGUGCUACAAGAAGAAGCUUUGGGAAACGUUUUCAAAAUGAGAUUCUCAGACACAGCAGAGUUGGAGUCACCCGAACAGCAAUCAGCACAUACGCCAUCAUCGUAUCCCGAUGAGCAACAUUCGAUUGCUGGUGAUGACGAGUGGAAGGUCUACGACAGUAAAGGUGAAAUUGUCGAAGAAUUCUCCAGUCAGCUAACAGAAGAGUUGAUACAAGAAGCAGAGACAAAUGCAAGUGUGCGAAGUGAGCAGUCUCCGCGAAAGAUUGUAAAGCAGGAGUCUUCUGAAGUGACGAUGGAACCAGAAAUUGACUACCAUUCAGAUCUUCAGGAAAAGCUGGACAUCUUAGCUGAAGAACGACGAGACAAAUUGUUUUCAGUGCAAGAAGAAGAAGAUCAUUUAGAAGUUAUUGAUGAAACAGAUUACGAACAGGAAGCUCAUCAAGACCAUGAGAUUGAACAGGCUGCACUUCGUCUUGUAGACGAAGCAAUCACUGCUGCUAUGGAAGCACAUGAGGAGGCGAAAACGCACACGUCAACAUCCGGGUCAAACGUUUAUCAAACGGCUACGGAACAUUCCAAAGACGAACAGUACGAUACCUGUGUGACUUCGCAAGAUACUUACGACUCGGCUCAGGAGUGGGCAUCGCAGGAGUCUGAGUACACAACAGCAGCAAGCGGAGCCACUAGCAGAUUGAGCGAAGCCGAAGAAAGACAAGGAAGUGUCACCCCGCUGGCAAUAUUGUCUCCGGUAGAUUCGGACCGCCAUUUUACUGCUAAUCAAGAUUUCGAGGAGGCGGUACCUGUGAUAAGGCACUUUAUGAUGGACGACACCGCAAGAUCAACGCCUGAUGUUCCACUACAAGUGACUAUCGAAGAAGAAGAGGAAGAAUCAGAAGCCACUUUGCCUACUAGCCCCAGUGGCGUUCUGUUACCUCCACGGGUAGAUCCAGGUCGACCAGUCUCUCCAGUUCCACCAACCCGUCAAACGGAUGAUGAUGACGAAGAAGAUUACUUCGUUUUCGUUGAGAGACCCCAGGAUAAAGUUUUUUCCAAAUCAGGAGCCGAAAGGUUGCCGGAAAGACGAUCUGCAGAAGUAGAAUCCACGAGUGAUAGCCAUGAGAAGUCCUAUUCUCGCCAGCUUUCUGAUAUAUCAUCUGGCAGUUAUGCGGAUACGGUAAUUCACCACGGAAAGGGAGACGUGGAGUCAGUAGCAGAUGUUGAAGACAUUUCCACUUAUGAGCAUGCAGGUUCACCUGGGUUGGCAGAGAAAGAGUCUUUGAAGAGCAGUCCUGAAGAGAAAAAAGAUACUGCGUCUCAAAAAUCUGAAGUGUCACCUAUGAAAGUUGGCGAAGAAUCUGACGAACAACCAGAAAAAGACCAGACAAUGGAAUCACCUUCUUCUGAAAGUUCAGCUAGAGAAAGAACGAGUGACAACGAAGAAGGGUUUGUGAUCUGCUCACCGAUUGACGACGCUCCUAUGGAAGGUGAACUAGAAACGGUAGAGGAAGAGCCUGAGGAUGUCGAGUCAAUCAACGGUAGCGGAAAUUCAUCUGUGGGUGUACCGUCGGACACUUUAGCACUGGUUGGAAAGUAUAAGCACGUGUCAAGUGACAACGUGUCUCUUACCAGCCUUCAAGAGUUCGAACGGCUUGAGCAGAUGGUUUUAAACCAUGGAGAGGGCAGUCUUAGCGCCAGUGAGAUCGAGCUCUAUGCAGCUGGUAAAUUGCGUUGCACUGGAUCCAAUGGAUCAGGAGAAGGCUCGGUCAGCUCACUGGCUGAAUUUGAGAAACUGGAACAAGAGCUUACUGCGAAUAUUUCACCUCAAGAAGAAGUCGCGAUGCUUCCGGAAAUCCGGGAAGAAUCGGAGGUAGAAGACAUGAGCGUUCGCGACGACGACGAAGAAGAGCAUUCGGAAACAGAAGUGAAGACAAGACCAAUCGACGAAGAAGAUCUACGAAGUGCCACACCAAUCGCGUCGCCGGUGGAUUCGCUCGAACACGAGCCUAUCGUAUCCACAAUACCUCUUCUCGAAACUAGCACUGACUCACUAGAACCGUCCUAUGAACGAGUAGAAGCGCAUCCUCAACGGGAUAGCGAAGUGUCAUCUCUGGCUGAAUAUGAGGUAAUCACUCGUCUUGAUGAUAGCGUUAGAGAUUCAUUAGAGAACAUACCUCAUGAGCGAGAUUCUCUACUCGAAGGCGCCAGCCAAGAUAUGACCAGUCAGGAUACACGUGCAAUGUUGAGCGGAGACACCGUGGAAACCUACCAAGAGCAUGACGAUGACGAUAAGGAUUCGCUUGGUGGUGAAAUGGACACGAUGCUCCGAGAUUAUCCGACUACAUUAACAACUUUUGAAACCACAGCUAUCGCACCAGAUGGAACUGUGCAGACAAUCUCGCGCAGAGUUGAAACACGGGUGCGUGACCCAAUUAUGAGCCACGUAACGUUUACCGGUACCGAGAGCGAGGAGCGGGCAACGUUACGCGCACCGUUUGCCGAAGGCAAUCACCACCGCAAUAUUAGAUUUCCUCCACUUACCCUCGUUUCUCAAUCAUGAGGGGCAAUGAUCUACGCGGACUCCCCUUCGUAUUUCGAACAAACUUCUCAUUAAAAUUUUCGAACUUUAUCAUUUUCUCUGUUGAUAUUGCGAUUUGAACUUUACGUUGUAGUCAUCUUCCAGUUAUGACUGGAAUUCCUUUAGUGAUAAACAAGCAUCUCGCAGCUGAUCGUUGGUUCAAUCCGCAUACUCCAAAAAUAUCAGCAUCUCAGCUUCUUGCGUGUAUAUUCAUAUUACUCACAAUAUUAUACAUUGAUUGACAUUGUUGACUUGUUUACAUGCUUAAAAUUCUAUCACAAGGAGUAUGCGGGAUCUCUGCUAGUGUACUAGGAUAAUAAAUUACGUAUUUAUUUGUUGGCCAGUGAAUGUGCAUGAGUAUUAUCUUUCAUAGAUAAAGCUUAU